UGGUAAUUCCUUUCUUUUUAACAAAGAGAGGAAUAAAGGGGGCUGCCUGCUUCGUGAAUGGUGUUGGAAAUUGCUGAUAUAGAGGAGUUGGGAUAAAUGAAUUGUUAGGGAAAUCUAGGGAGCUUUUUGCACGUGUGAACUUGAGGAUGCCUAUGAGACCUCUAGAUGGAGAUGAGUGAACUUGAAGAUGGUCAUUAGACUUCUAAACGUAGCUGUAGAUGUUCUAGGCAACUGGAGACAGGAGUCAUGUAUUGAAGGGAAAUCAGAACUGGGCAUAUAACUUUGGGAAUGGGCUGCAUAAACCUUGAGUAGUAUUUAAAGCUUGGAUGACGUCUUGGAGCCAGUCAGAAAAGCUCCUGAAGAAGCCCUAGAACUGAGACCUAGGGGCCUCUCUAACAUUUAGAAUUUGGGGCCUGAAAAGGAUGUCAGCAAAGACUAGGAAGGAACAGACAGGGAGGAGGAGGAAAAUCAGGAAAACCAGGUGUCCUGGAAGCCAAGUGAAGAGUAUGUGUUCAGAUGGAGUGAUUAACUUUGUUGAAUUCUGCUGGGAAAUUGAGUAGGAUCAUCAGCUUUGCAAAUACUUUGCAGCCAAGCAGCACAAGAGCCAGGACCAUGUCUGUUUUCACUCACCAGUGCAGCUCAGUCCUUAGAGUAGUAAAUACCACUUAGUAAGUGCUAGAUAAAUAUUUGUAGCAUUAAUGCAAUAUAUAUAUGUGAAUAUGCACACACAUAUAUGUUAAUUGACAAGACCUUGGUUCUUCCAGUUAAGCAGGAAGAGAUGCAUUGGUUAUUACAAAUUAAAAAAUAACCUCAUCAGUAUUGGGGAGGAAACAGUGUUAAGUUAGCAAGCACAUGGAUAGUUCAUUCCAAAUAAUCCAAUCACAGAAUGUACCCUUGUGUAUAUUUUCAACUUCAUCUCUUAUAUGCUUAGUUGUAUUUAUUGAAGGAAAGCAUGUUAGAUUACCACUGUUGAGGGAAUUACAGUAUCCUUAUUAAAUUAAUUAAACUCCUUUAGGUCUGUUUCAGUUUAAACGAAGCACUUCAAAGGUAUCGCUAAGUUUUUCCCAACUGUUUGCAACAUGUAUUUCCCAAGUGCUAUAUUUUAAGGUUUUGGUGAUAAAGUUUUCUACCAGAUACUUAAAUUCUGCCUGCAGACUCAGGGUUAUGGAGUUCCUGUGGGUCUUGCAGAAGAAAACAUCAGCACCGUAAUGGCCAUAGCUGGAGUAAUGUUACUUCUAAGAAGUGUUCGACUGACAUCAAAAUUCACAAGUCCUUCAGAUAUUCCAGUAGAAUUUAUAAGAAGGAAUGUUAAACUACGAGGACGACUACGCCGAAUAACCGAGAAUGGUUUAGAGAUUGAACAUAUUCCCAUUACUUUACCUAUUAUAUCUUCAUGGAGAAAAGAGCCGUGUGGUGCUUUGCUGGUUAAGUUGGCUGGAGUAGAACUCACUGAAACUGGGAAGGUGUGGUUACAAAAAGAGCUAAACCCUUCCCAAGUAGUAUGGUUCCAACUUCUUGGAAAGGAGAAUUCAGCACUCUUUUGCUACCUUUUAGUGAAUAAGGGUAGAUAUUUUAGUGUGAGUCUGAAUGAAGAAAUUUUGAGAAGAGGCCUUGGCAAAACUGUUCUCGUUAAAGGGCUAAAUUAUGAUUCUAAAAUCUAUUGGAGAAUUCACAGAAACUUACUUAAAGCUGAAUUAAUAGCCUUAAAAAAAGGAGAAGGAAUAUGGAAGGAAGAAUCUGAAAAAGAAAGUUAUUUGGAAAAAUUCAAAGGCUCCUGGAGAGAAAUAUGGAAAAAAGACAGUUAUUUAAAAAAAAUUGAAUCAGAUUUCAACUUGAAAAAAGAAAGUUAUUAUGACAAAUUUAGAAGGACUUAUGAAACAUGGAAAGAAAACAUGAAUAACUACUCCUUAAUACUGAAGUUCAGAGAACUUCUGAGUCGCAUACACUUUCGUAGAAAAGGAUGAAAUAUUCCAAGAGAUCUGGAGGUGACUUACUCCCAAAAGAAUAAAAUAUAAUGGAUAAAUAUAAUGAAUAUUUUUCAUUGAGUUGAAAUGGGAAAUUUCCCCAAAUGAUCAAAGUUGCAUUCUAAUGUAUUUAAAUAUUUAAGAGAUGAUUCUUAUAAAUGUAAUAUCAGAAUAAUUUAAAUAAAUUAUGAUUAAUGUAAUAUCCUUUUAGGAAAAAUGAAACGCUCUGUAAAAAGUUAUCAGGUUGAGGGCGAUAUACAUGUAGUGAUAAUAUAUGAAGAGAGAGUUUAACUAUUGGCCAUUGUAUUAUUUUAGUCAUUUUGGGCAGCCGUAUUUAACUUUUGUUUAAAGAGAGUAUUUGUUUACUUUUGAUUACUUAUAAUAAAGGGACUCUUUAUGCAUCAUG
Messenger RNA from Lagenorhynchus albirostris (white-beaked dolphin), 2370 nucleotides. RefSeq names its product chromosome 5 C3orf33 homolog (gene MISO1). Lineage: Eukaryota; Metazoa; Chordata; Mammalia; Artiodactyla; Delphinidae. The transcript is spliced from 5 exons. The record is from RefSeq and is a predicted model, not a curated record. Bases 1209 to 1964 code for a protein of 251 amino acids.